GGGAGAAGUGACAGUUAAGUAUUGCAAGAGCCUGUUGUUGGAUUUAGGAACUAAAACAAUCCUUCCUGGCGGAUGAAGACAAAAUGCAACCCUUCCUCAUUAGCAUGUUAAUUAGCAUCAUGAUGUAAGCAUAUCAUAAUAUAUACGUGGAACUUGAGGCAAGAUAAGUUAUCUAAUUUCUGUGGCAUGAUCAGAGACUUGCGCUCGAAUAAUGAAGAAAGAGGCCCAACUGGUUGAUUUCCCCUGAAGGAAAAUGACCAACGAAAACCAAACGUGUCUUGCGGGACAGGACACACUGCCCUACGUGACAUGUCUGCUCCGGAUCUUGGAGGAGUGGUUCGGAGUGGACCAUUUAGAGGAUUACCUGAGCUUUGUGAACUAUCUCUUGUGGGUUUUCACGCCGCUCAUACUUUUAGUGCUCCCUUACUUCACGAUCUUCCUGCUCUACCUUACUAUUAUUUUCUUGCACAUUUACAAGAGGAAGAAUGUCCUGAAAGAGGCUUACUCUCAUAACUUAUGGGACGGUGCCCGGAAGACGGUGGCGACGCUGUGGGAUGGCCAUGCAGCAGUGUGGCAUGGUUAUGAAGUUCAUGGGAUGGAAAAAAUACCUCAAGAAGGACCAGCACUUAUUAUUUUUUAUCAUGGAGCCAUUCCUAUAGAUUUUUAUUACUUCAUGGCUAAAAUUUUUAUUCAUAAAGGCAGAACUUGCCGGGUAGUAGCUGAUCAUUUUGUCUUCAAAAUUCCAGGGUUUAGUUUAUUGCUUGAUGUAUUUUGUGCUCUCCACGGACCAAGAGAAAAGUGUGUUGAGAUUCUGAGAAGCGGUCACUUGCUAGCUAUUUCGCCAGGUGGAGUCCGAGAGGCCCUGAUCAGCGAUGAGACCUACGGCAUCGUGUGGGGUAAUCGCAAAGGCUUCGCUCAGGUCGCGAUUGAUGCAAAAGUGCCUAUUAUUCCUAUGUUUACACAAAAUAUUCGAGAAGGCUUUAGAUCACUUGGAGGAACAAGGCUGUUCAGGUGGCUUUAUGAGAGAUUCCGCUAUCCCUUCGCUCCAAUGUAUGGAGGCUUUCCGGUGAAGUUACGCACUUACUUAGGGGACCCCAUUCCAUACGACCCUAAGGUGACUGCAGAAGAAUUAGCUGAAAAGACGAAAAAUGCUGUUCAAGCUUUAAUCGACAAGCACCAAAGGAUACCAGGAAACAUUAUGAGUGCACUGUUAGAACGUUUUCAUAGAAAACGAAAGGUCAAGUAGAAGAUGAUCUAAUUCAUUUCUUUAAUGAAUUU
Suncus etruscus (white-toothed pygmy shrew) is the source of this 1278-nucleotide messenger RNA. RefSeq names its product transmembrane protein 68 (gene TMEM68). Gene Ontology annotation, molecular function: acyltransferase activity. The coding region runs from base 254 to 1246 and encodes 330 amino acids. NCBI's taxonomy places the organism in Eukaryota, Metazoa, Chordata, Mammalia, Eulipotyphla, Soricidae. Gene Ontology annotation, cellular component: membrane. The transcript has 8 exons. The record is from RefSeq and is a predicted model, not a curated record.